AUGAGUGAGCAUGACGUCGCUCGAGGCCCUUCCUUAUCCCAGUCCUUAACCUGGGAAGAGUACAUCAACACCGCCGUCUACAAACUCGAUCGUAAACUGCAUAACGUCGUCAAGCACAGUCUCGAUGGAGAGAACACUUUCUAUGCCAUAGGACGGCUGGGGACGGUCCUAUUAGCGGCCACUGCUAUCGGCGCUUUCACUUUCAAUAGGAAAGCAAAGGAGUUCGCGCGGAUGAAUCCAGCAGUCUUCUCAAAACAGACAGCAUCCCUUCCAAC
This is a messenger RNA of Perkinsus marinus ATCC 50983, 275 nucleotides long. RefSeq lists its product as hypothetical. The annotation marks the transcript as partial. NCBI's taxonomy places the organism in Eukaryota, Perkinsozoa, Perkinsida, Perkinsidae. The transcript has 2 exons. The record is from RefSeq and is a predicted model, not a curated record.